AUGCCCAGCUGGGCAGGGAUAUGCCUUUUACUAGGCCUGGCGAGAGCCGAAAAAGAAUAUCUACUGGAUACGUCGAAGCAGACGACCGAGCUGAGCCGAUCUGGAUGGCACUUUCCGGAUUCUUCGAAGUGGCAAGAUGUGACUUCUUACGACGAAAACCGCGACAUGAUCAGGGCUCUUCAAGCCUGUCCACGACAAAAGAGCGAAGACAGCUGGGUAAUAAGCCCCUUCAUCGACACCAAAGGAGCUAGAAACGUCGAGCUGGAGAUUAAAUACGCCAUCAGAUCUUGCGCGAAAAUGUCCGGAUCAUUCUGCCGCGAGAAAUUUUCCAUUCUCGUGAAUCAAUCUACUUCUCUGGAUCGACCAAGAAUCGCUCCUUCGACUCAGGAUACGACGCAAUGGACUCUUGUCGACACAGUUGCAAGUACAGAAGACAUAACAGUCGAGCAGAUCAACAUUGGUCCCCUCUUUGGAAACGGCAUCUUCAUUGCCUUCGUCAAUACAGGCGCCUGCAUGGAGCUUUCUCACGUAAAAGUAUCGUACAAGUAUUGCCCAGCCGUGGUGGCCGAUUUCGCCGAAUUCGGCCGCACCCACACUGGAGCAACAGCGGCUUCAAUCAUCAAUCAAGAAGGCGUUUGUGUAGAAAACGCAAUUCAAAACGGAGACAAACCUUCUUAUCACUGCGGAUCAGAUGGUUUCUGGCGACUCUCUUCUGCUUCCUGCAAUUGCAAAUCUGGCUACCAGGGCGACGACGACGGCCAAAAAUGCUUAGAAUGCCCUGCUGGUACAUACAAGUCUUCGCCCGGCCGCGGUCAGUGCCAACGAUGUCCGCGAAACUCCUCGUCGCGCCCAGGAUCAAAGGAUUGCACGUGUGAGAGCGGCCAUUUCCGCGCUGGGUCAGCAGGCCCGUGCCUGGCACUUCCUGGUCCAGUCGAGAAUCUCCGAGCCCAGAGUUUGAAUUCGACGAAUGUACUUCUAUCCUGGAAACGGCCAAGAAUAGGAGAUGAAACCGUCUAUCGCGUUUUGUGCAGCGAGUGUGCGGAAGAGUCCUCUUGCAUGCCCUGCAUAAACGUAGAUUUACCAACCGGCACAAUCGACCGCACGGAAGUAGAACUCGCCAAUUUGGAUCGGAGCAAAGAAUAUCGCUUUGAGGUUCAAAGUGAAAACGCCGCCUCAGAAAGCGCCUUAGAAGCUGGCUAUACCACCAAGAAGAUUGCGGUCACCCUCGCCCGAACAAUUCCAAACCGCUUGGUCGUUAAAAACCUGCGACUAUUGUCACUCGCGCACGAUUCUGCUGAUUUCCUCCUUUUCUUUGAAGAACAUCCAGCAGCAGAAGGCAGAAAAAGAUCGAAAUCGAGCUGA
Oikopleura dioica is the source of this 1362-nucleotide messenger RNA. The record is from the annotation of a GenBank genome assembly. NCBI's taxonomy places the organism in Eukaryota, Metazoa, Chordata, Appendicularia, Copelata, Oikopleuridae.